CAGUGACCGCAGGGUUUGGGAGCAACCCAUAUGGGCCAGGCACAGCCACGCUGUCUCCAGCUCCUCAUGCCCCCACAGAGAAGGGGACAGGCAGCUCAGUGCCACUGGGCAGCAGCUCUGCUCCCAUGAAGACUGUAGGGUCACCCAAAACCCUGCAGAGCACUGCUGGGAAGCCCACAGCAGGAAGAGCUGUGCCUCUGCAAGAGAUAGCAGUGACUGAGGAGCAUAUGCGUGCCACCAGAUUGGUGACAGGUGACGUCCCAACACCCAGUGCAGAUAUGUCUCCUGCACUGAUACAUGUCCCUGCAACUCCUCUGGUGCUGGGAACAGAAGCACCUUCCUCAGCCACCAGCGCAGCAAUUGAUAACGAUGGGUUGGUGCAGCCUCACCAUGUUGGCACCGCAGAGAGGACACCAGGGACAGAACCGACCGUGGUGCUGUCUGAUGUCCAACGCAGCACAGGGACAUCACCCCACUCCCUCACCUGGAUCCCAGCUGAGCUGCACACAGCUGCUGUGCGCCAGUCCCAGGAGGUGACAGCAGGGCUGGAUGAGGCCACCUCUCCUCUUGUCACAGCAGCCAGCAUCACUGCGGGGAACACCGAGCCUGCACCAACCACAUCUGACCGUGUCACAUCUCCCACUGUGCCAGCAACCACAGGGUCUCUCCAUCAUGUUGGAAUACAGAAAUCAGGGACCAUGAUCCCCCCAGGCACAGCCUCUGCAACAAUCACUUCUCCUGCCGAUGACGUUGUCAGUGAGGCCACAGCCCCUGGGCUGGCAGCCCCUGGAAUAUCUGGAGAUGGGCUGCACAGAGACGCAGCCGUCACCCAUCCCCGUGUCACCUCUCAGCUCCAUGCCUCCACUGCAUCAGCUCCAGGCACAUCAGGCACGGCCAUGGAUGUCAGCACUGCACCACAUGUACCCACCAUCCCGUAUGCAGCCCUGGGCAGUGCUGAGACAGAGUCCACCACUGCUGAAGCCACCACAGACACUGCUGUCCUGCCGACUGAGGGCACCCUAAUGGGGCUGGAUGUGGGGAUGAUCUCCAGUGUGGUAGCUGCUGUGUCACUGCCAGAUGGUGUCCCUGGAGGAGGGUACAGCAGCAGAACCUCGGCAGUGACAGGUACCCCUGCUGCUCACCCCAGUGGCGCCACUUUUGGAGGGGCAGCAGGAACAGUGACCGCAGGGUUUGGGAGCGACCCAUAUGGGCCAGGCACAGCCACGCUGUCUCCAGCUCCACAUGCCCCUGCAGGGGAAGGGACAGGCAGCUCAGUGCCACUGGGCAGCAGCACCACUCCCAUGAAGUCUGAGGGAGAACACAGUGCUCUGCAGAGCACCACUGCUGGGAAGCCCACACCAGGAAGAGUUGUGCCUCUGCAAGAGAUAACAGCAACUGAGGAGCAUAUGCUUGGCACCAGAUUGGUGACAGGUAACGUCCCAAAGACCAGUGCAGAUUUGUCUCCUGCAGUGAUACAUGCCCCUGCAACUCCUCUGGUGCUGCUAACAGAAGCACCUUCCUCAGCCACCAGCACAGCGACUGGUAACGAUGGGUUGGUGCAGCCUCACCGUGUUGGCACCGCAGAGAGGACACUGGGGACAGAACCGACCGUGGUGCUGUCUGAUGUCCAACGCAGCACAGGGACAUCACCCCACUCCCUCACCUGGAUCCCAGCUGAGCUGCACAAAGCUGCAGUGCACCUUUCCCAGGAGGUGACAGCAGGGCUGGAUGAGGCCACCUCUCCUCUUGUCACAGCAGCCAGCAUCACUGCGGGGAACACCGAGCCUGCACCAACCACGCCUGACCGUGUCACAUCUCCCACUGUGCCAGCAACCACAGGGUCUCCACAUCGUGUUGGAAUACAGAAAUCAGGGACCAUGAUCCCCCCAGGCACAGCCUCUGCAACAAUCACUCCUCCUGCCAUUGAUGUUGUCAGUGAGGCCUCAGCCCCUGGAACAUCUGGAGAUGGGCUGCACAGAGACGCAGCCGUCACCCAUCCCCGUGUCACCUCUCAACUCCAUGCCUCCACUGCAGCAGCUCCAGGCACAUCAGGCACGGCCAUGGAUGUCAGCACUGCACCACUUGUACCCACCAUCCCGUAUGCAGCCCUGGGCAGUGCUGAGACAGAGUCCACCACUGCUGAAGCCACCACAGACACUGCUGUCCUGCCGACUGAGGGCACCCUGAUGGGGCUGGAUGUGGGGAUGAUCUCCAGUGUGGUAGCUGAUGUGUUGCUGCCAGAUGGUGUCCCUGGAGGAGGGUACAGCAGCAGAACCUCGGCAGUGACAGGUACCCCUGCUGCUCACCCCAGUGGCACCACUUUUGGAGGGGCAGCAGGAACAGUGACCACAGGGUUUGGGAGCGACCCAUAUGGACCAGGCACAGCCACGCUGUCUCCAGCUCCACAUGCCCCCACAGAGAAGGGGACAGGCAGCUCAGUGCCACUCGGCAGCAGCUCUGCUCCCAUGAAGACUGUAGGGUCACCCAAAGCCCUGCAGAGCACUGCUGGGAAGCCCACACCAGGAAGAGCUGUGCCUCUGCAAGAGAUAACAGCGACUGAGGAGCAUAUGCGUGCCACCAGAUUGGUGACAGGUGACAUCCCAAUGCCCAGUGCAGAUUUGUCUCCUGCAGUGAUACAUGUCCCUGCAACUCCUCUGGUGCUGGGAACAGAAGCACCUUCCUCAGCCACCAGCACAGCAAUUGAUAACGAUGGGUUGGUGCAGCCUCACCGUGUUGGCACCGCAGAGAGGACACCAGGGACAGAACCGACCGUGGUGCUGUCUGAUGUCCAACGCAGCACAGGGACAUCACCCCACUCCCUCACCCGGACCCCAGCUGAGCUGCACACAGCCGCUGUGCGCCAGUCCCAGGAGGUGACAGCAGGGCUGGAUGAGGCCACCUCUCCUCUUGUCACAGCAGCCAGCAUCACUGCGGGGAACACCGAGCCUGCACCAACCACGCCUGACCGUGUCACAUCUCCCACUGUGCAAGCAACCACAGGGUCUCCACAUCGUGUUGGAAUACAGAAAUCAGGGACCGUGAUCCCCCCAGGCACAGCCUCUGCAACAAUCACUCCUCCUGCCGAUGACGUUGUCAGUGAGGCCACAGCCCCUGGGCUGGCAGCCCCUGGAACAUCUGGAGAUGGGCUGCACAGAGACGCAGCCGUCACCCAUCCCCGUGUCACCUCUCAGCUCCAUGCCUCCACUGCAGCAGCUCCAGGCACAUCAGGCACGGCCAUGGAUGUCAGCACUGCACCACAUGUACCCACCAUCCCGUAUGCAGCCCUGGGCAGUGCUGAGACAGAGUCCACCACUGCUGAAGCCACCACAGACACUGCUGUCCUGCCGACUGAGGGCACCCUGACGGGGCUGGAUGUGGGGACGGUCUCCAGUGUGGUAGCUGCUGUGUCACUGCCAGAUGGUGUCCCUGGAGGAGGGUACAGCAGCAGGACCUCGGCAGUGACAGAUGCCUCUGCUAUCCACCCUGCCAGCAGCACCUCUGGAUGGGUAGGUAUUACUGUGACUCCAAGUUUUGGCUCUGACUCCUAUGAACCAGCCAUGGGCACACUGUCAGCAUCUCCACUUGUACCCAUGGAGAAGUGGACGAGCGCCUCAGUGUCACUGAGCAGCAGCACAGCUCCCACAAUGUCUGUGGGGUCACCCGGAGCUCUGCAGAGCACCACUGGGCAGCCUGCACCAGGAACAUCUGUGCCUCUACAAGAAGGGAUCACAGACAAGGAACACGUGAGUGACAGCAGCAUGCUGACAGGAGAUGUCCCAGCACCCAGUGACAGUUUGUCACCACCUGCUACACUUGCCCCUGCAACUCCUCUGGUGCUGCUAACAGAAGCACCUUCCUCAGCUACCAGCACAGCAAUUGAUAACGAUGGGUUGGUGCAGCCUCACCGUGUUGGCACCACAGAGAGGACACUGGGGACAGAACCGACCGUGGUGCUGUCUGAUGUCCAACGCAGCACAGGGACAUCACCCCACUCCCUCACCUGGAUCCCAGCUGAGCUGCACACAGCCGCUGUGCACCAGUCCCAGGAGGUGACAACAGGGCUGGAUGAGGCCACCUCUCCUCUUGUCACAGCAGCCAGCAUCACUGCGGGGAACACCGAGCCUGCACCAACCACGCCUGACUGUGUCACAUCUCCCACUGUGCCAGCAACCACAGCGUCUCUCCAUCAUGUUGGAACGCAGAAAUCAGGGACCAUGAUCCCCCCAGGCACAGCCUCUGCAACAAUCACUCCUCCUGCCAUUGACGUUGUCAUUGAGGCCACAGCCCCUGGAACAUCUGGAGAUGGGCUGCACAGAGACGCAGCCGUCACCCAUCCCCGUGUCACCUCUCAGCUCCAUGCCUCCACUGCAGCAGCUCCAGGCACAUCAGGCACGGCCAUGGAUGUCAGCACUGCACCACGUGUACCCACCAUCCCGUAUGCAGCCCUGGGCAGUGCUGUGACACAGUCCACUACUGCUGAAGCCACCACAGACACUGCUGUCCUGCCGACUGAGGGUACCCUGACGGGGCUGGACGUGGGGAUGGUCUCCAGUGUGGUAGCUGAUGUGUUGCUGCCAGAUGGUGUCCCUGGAGGAGGGUACAGCAGCAGGACCUCGGCAGUGACAGGUACCCCUGCUGCUCACCCCGGUGGCACCACUUUUGGAAGGGCAGCAGGAACAGUGACCACAGGGUUUGGGAGUAACCCAUAUGGACCAGGCACAGACACGCUGUCUCCAGUUCCACGUGCCCCCACAGAGAAGGGGACAAGCACCUCAGUGCCACUCGGCAGCAGCACCACUCCCAUGAUGUCUGAGGGAGAACACAGUGCUCUGCAGAGCACUGCUGGGAAGCCCACAGCAGGAAGAGCUGUGCCUCUGCAAGAGAUAACAGUGACUAAGGAGCAUAUGCGUGCCACCAGAUUAGUGACAGGUGACGUCCCAAUGCCCAGUGCAGAUUUGUCUCCUGCAGUGAUACAUGCCCCUGCAACUCCUCUGGUGCUGGGAACAGAAGCACCUUCCUCAGCCACCAGCACAGCGACUGGUAACGAUGGGUUGGUGCAGCCUCACCAUGGUGACACUGCAAAAUGGACACUGGGGACAGAACAGACCGUGGUGCUGUCUGAUGUCCAACGCAGCACAGGGACAUCACCCCACUCCCUCACCUGGAUCCCAGCUGAGCUGCACACAGCCGCUGUGCGCCAGUCCCAGGAGGUGACAGCAGGGCUGGAUGAGGCCACCUCUCCUCUUGUCACAGCAGCCAGCAUCACUGCGGGGAACACCGAGCCUGCACCAACCACGCCUGACCGUGUCACAUCUCCCACUGUGCCAGCAACCACAGCGUCUCCGCAUCAUGUUGGAAUACAGAAAUCAGGGACCAUGAUCCCCUCAGGCACAGACUCUGCAACAAUCACUCCUCCUGCCAUUGACGUUGUCAGUGAGGCCACAGCUCCUGGGCUGGCAGCCCCUGGAACAUCUGGAGAUGGGCUGCACAGAGACGCAGCCGUCACCCAUCCCCGUGUCACCUCUCAGCUCCAUGCCUCCACUGCAGCAGCUCCAGGCACAUCAGGCACGGCCAUGGAUGUCAGCACUGCACCACAUGUACCCACCACCCCAUAUGCAGCCCUGGGCAGUGCUGAGACAGAGUCCAUCACUGCUGAAGCCAUCACAGGCACUGCUGUCCUGCCGACUGAGGGCACCCUGAUGGGGCUGGAUGUGGGGACGGUCUCCAGUGUGGUAGCUGAUGUGUCGCUGCCAGAUGGUGUCCCUGGAGGAGGGUACAGCAGCAGGACCUCGGCAGUGACAGAUGCCUCUGCUAUCCACCCUGCCAGCAGCACCUCUGGAUGGGUAGCUGUUACUGUGACUCCAAGUUUUGGCUCUGACUCCUAUGAACCAGCCAUGGGCACACUGUCAGCAUCUCCACUUGUACCCAUGGAGAAGUGGACGAGCGCCUCAGUGCCACUGAGCAGCAGCACAGCUCCCACAAUGUCUGUGGGGUCACCCGGAGCUCUGCAGAGCACCACUGGGCAGCCUGCACCAGGAACAUCUGUGCCUCUACAAGAAGGGAUCACAGACAAGGAACACGUGAGUGACAGCAGCAUGCUGACAGGAGAUGUCCCAGCACCCAGUGACAGUUUGUCACCACCUGUGACACUCGCCCCUGCAACUCCUCUGGUGCUGCUAACAGAAGCACCUUCCUCAGCUACCAGCACAGCAAUUGAUAACGAUGGGUUGGUGCAGCCUCACCGUGUUGGCACCACAGAGAGGACACUGGGGACAGAACCGACCGUGGUGCUGUUUGAUGUCCAACGCAGCACAGGGACAUCACCCCACUCCCUCACCUGGAUCCCAGCUGAGCUGCACACAGCCGCUGUGCACCAGUCCCAGGAGGUGACAGCAGGGCUGGAUGAGGCCACCUCUCCUCUUGUCACAGCAGCCAGCAUCACUGCGGGGAACACCGAGCCUGCACCAACCACGCCUGACCGUGUCACAUCUCCCACUCUGCCAGCAACCACAGGGUCUCUCCAUCAUGUUGGAAUACAGAAAUCAGGGACCAUGAUCCCCCCAGGCACAGCCUCUGCAACAAUCACUUCUCCUGCCGAUGACGUUGUCAGUGAGGCCACAGCCCCUGGGCUGCCAGCCCCUGGAACAUCUGGAGAUGGGCUGCACAGAGACGCAGCCGUCACCCAUCCCCGUGUCACCUCUCAGCUCCAUGCCUCCACUGCAGCAGCUCCAGGCACAUCAGGCACGGCCAUGGAUGUCAGCACUGCACCACGUGUACCCACCACCCCAUAUGCAGCCCUGGGCAGUGCUGAGACAGAGUCCACCACUGCUGAAGCCAUCACAGGCACUGCUGUCCUGCCGACUGCGGGCACCCUGAUGGGGCUGGAUGUGGGGACGGUCUCCAGUGUGGUAGCUGAUGUGUCGCUGCCAGAUGGUGUCCCUGGAGGAGGGUACAGCAGCAGGACCUCGGCAGUGACAGGUACCCCUGCUAUCCACCCUGCCAGCAGCACCUCUGGAUGGGUAGCUGUUACUGUGACUCCAAGUUUUGGCUCUGACUCCUAUGAACCAGCCAUGGGCACACUGUCAGCAUCUCCACUUGUACCCAUGGAGAAGUGGACGAGCGCCUCAGUGUCACUGAGCAGCAGCACAGCUCCCACAAUGUCUGUGGGGUCACCCGGAGCUCUGCAGAGCACCACUGGGCAGCCUGCACCAGGAACAUCUGUGCCUCUACAAGAAGGGAUCACAGACAAGGAACACGUGAGUGACAGCAGCAUGCUGACAGGAGAUGUCCCAGCACCCAGUGACAGUUUGUCACCACCUGCGACACUUGCCCCUGCAACUCCUCUGGUGCUGGGAACAGAAGCACCUUCCUCAGCCACCAGCACAGCGACUGGUAAUGAUUUGUUGGUGCAGCCUCACCGUGUUGGCACCACAGAGAAGACACUGGGGACAGAACAGACCGUGGUGCUGUCUGAUGUCCAACGCAGCACAGGGACAUCACCCCACUCCCUCACCUGGACCCCAGCUGAGCUGCACACAGCCGCUGUGCGCCAGUCCCAGGAGGUGACAGCAGGGCUGGAUGAGGCCACCUCUCCUCUUGUCACAGCAGCCAGCAUCACUGCGGGGAACACCGAGCCUGCACCAACCACGCCUGACCGUGUCACAUCUCCCACUGUGCCAGCAACCACAGCGUCUCUGCAUCAUGUUGGAAUACAGAAAUCAGGGACCAUGAUCCCCCCAGGCACAGCCUCUGCAACAAUCACUUCUCCUGCCGAUGACGUUGUCAGUGAGGCCACAGCUCCUGGGCUGCCAGCCCCUGGAACAUCUGGAGAUGGGCUGCACAGAGACGCAGCCGUCACCCAUCCCCGUGUCACCUCUCAGCUCCACGCCUCCACUGCAGCAGCUCCAGGCACAUCAGGCACGGCCAUGGAUGUCAGCACUGCACCACAUGUACCCACCAUCCCGUAUGCAGCCCUGGGCAGUGCUGAGACAGAGUCCACCACUGCUGAAGCCACCACAGGCACUGCUGUCCUGCCGACUGAGGGCACCUCGAUGAGAUUGAGCGUGGGCACGGUCCCCAGCACAGUUCCUGCUGUGGCAUCCUCCAGUGGCAGCACAGUUGGGCAAAUGGUGCGGUCAGUUGCCCUGGGAUUGGGCAGCCACCCACAGGCAUUAACAGGCUCAAUCCCAGUUGAAAACCCCACAGUGGGUGUCCUCAUCCCCACAGCCAACACUACGAGCACUUCUGCGGUGUCAGCACUACCAGCACCAUAUCCUUUCAGUGCCAGCACCACUACUCAGCUAGGCACGGCCAAGCCAAACCGCAGCCAUAGUGCUGCUCAGGUGACAGGGGAUAUGAACACCUCCUCAGCCACUACCCCCAUGGCCAGAGGUGCUGAGCCGGGUGUCAGAAGGGCCACCCCAGUGUCACCAUCUGCAGUGGGCAGCCAACGUCCUCCCACAUCCCUGGCAUCGGUCACAGCACCGUCCCCUGCCCUCAGCCGCAGCACUGCUGAACCAGAUGUGAGCGUGUCCCCUUUUGUGUUCCAGAACAGCAGUCUGGCAGUGGUGGCAUCCUCUGCCACACCAACUGUGGUGGCAUCCAUCACACCCAGUGCCAGUCUCACUGGUCCAGCAGUGGUGGCACCCUCCGUCACACCCAGCGUCAGUGCCAGUGGUCCAGCAGUGGGAACAAGAGAUACCUCUCUCGGUAUGGUCACAACACCCUCCUCUGCUGUCUCUAGCAGCUCUCUGGGGCCACACAGCCCCCAUGUCACCCCAGAGACACCCAUCAAGGCCACCAGCAGUUCCCGUGACCCAGCCUUAGAGGAUUCCAGCACAGACACAUGGGAAGCCACAGGCAUGUCCUGGAAGAACACCAUCCCCGCCAGCAAUGCCAUUACACCAGCUGGCUCACCCAGCAUUGACACCUCCAUGGUGACCAGGCACACCACGGUGUCACCUCCUAUGGCAACGGCCAACAGUGGUGCUCAGUCCCCCUCUGCUAUGCAUGAUGUCCCCACUGCCCUAAGAGUGACAAACCACAAGGCCACCUCUGCAUCUACUGCCAUGUCCAGCCCUGCUAAGGGCAUACCAGCAGCCAGCAGCCCCACCAGAGCAGCUCCAGGCUUAGGGGCACAGAGUGGACCAAUCAUAGCACCAGGGGCAUCCACUUAUGCCACCCCCCAGAAUCCUGUGUCCAAGCCUGGCACUGAGCUCGUCCCAGCAGUGUCACUGUACCCAUUUGGCGCAGCGGAAGGGGACACAGAGUGCAUCCAGAGAACAGUGGACUUUAACUCCCCAUUGCUGGAGCCCGAGAUUGGGUUCCCCUUGGGGAAGGCACUGCGGGACACCCUCUACUUUACAGACAACGGACAAAUCAUUUUUCCUCCCACGGACAACCACGUCCCCUCCAGCCCCCACCCCCCUUCCCAGGGCUUCAGUGGCCACGAGGCUUUACCCGUGGUGGCCGCCUUUUGGGACGAUGCAGAUUUCUCUCGUGGUGUUGGCACAACCUGGUACCAGGAGUACCCCACCCUCGGCUCCAUCCGAGAUCCUAUUAUCCAUGAUGUGGAAGCAAAGAUUCAGAAAUACAUGCGGGUGCCAUACUCUGCUAAAUGGACCCUGAAGGUGACGUGGGAGAAGGCUCCAUCGUACCCGUCCCAGCUGGAUGAUGCACAGACCAACACGUACCAGGCGGUGCUCUCCACUGAUGGCAGCCGCUCCUUUGCCUUGCUGCUGUACCAGGAUGGUGGCAUGCAGUGGGACUACGCCGGGCUGGCAGCCAGGGACGCGCUCAUCGGCUUCUCCAGGUGCUGUGUCCUUCUGUGUCCCAUUUCAAGCUUCACUCUCCAAGGAAAACCCACAAAGCUGCCCAGCCCCAACUGGAAACCCCUGCCCACAGUGUACUGGGUGCAGGAACAUAACCCUAACCUAACUCUAACCCUAACCCCAGAGCUCCUCUCUUUACCUAGUGGUGAUGGCUAUGCCCAGAACAGUGAGCUGACUGAAGAGCCACCAGCUGUUAGGUACCGUCCAGACCAGCACCGCAGCUCCGGCACUGAUGUGCGUGGGCUGUGGCUGUUCCGGCUGGACAACCGCAGCCGGGUGAACUACAGGCUGCAGUGCCUGACGUGGCUGCAGGCACAGCCAUCACCGUCCACCUGGAGCAUGGAGCUGCCACCCUGCCCCUGCUCACGGCCCCAGGCAGAGCUGGACCCCCGAUACCGCCGGAGCAGAAGCGCUGAGUCCCCUCCUGCACCUGGGGUGACCACUGUACCCCAAAAUACUUCAGAUCUCUCUGUGAUGGUGCUGCGCACCACAUCCCCCAGCCGGAUGGGAGCUGGGGUGCGGUGUGUGUACCGCGGCGCAGGGUUUUUGGAAGGAUGGCAGGAGAGAUUCUGGAGCCCACCCAACAAUCUUUCAGACAACCAAGAGCUGGAGGCGUUUGAAUGGUGCUGCCGGCAAGUGGGGAAGCCUCAUUUCUGCACCAGGUACAGCGAGAAGAGACCAAGAGCUGGCUGUGAGGGAUAUGUGCCACCCACCCCUGCCAAUGCCUUUGGGGACCCCCAUGUCACUACCUUGGAUGGCCUCACCUACACCUUCAAUGCACUUGGGGACUUCAUGCUGCUGCUGGCCAGUGAUGCCCACACCAGCUUUGUGCUGCAAGGGCGCAUGGCCCGCACCAGUACAGCCCGGGCCAGCAACUUCAUGGCCUUCGUUGCCCAGUACACCUCCAGCACCACCACAACAGUUGAGUGGACCUUGGGGAGCUCUAAUGAGGUACAAGUUCUGCUGAACUAUGAAACCAUCCAGUUUUCCUACUCCCAAGGUAAGGGGGACAUGCUGUUAAAUGUUAAUUGUAUCCAAGGAGGAUCAGAGGUGUACCCAUCCCAUAGGGACUUGGCCAGUGAGGUUGGGAAUGCUCCCCUCUCUGAAUUCAGAGACAUCAUUUCAGAUCUCAGACUUGUGUGGGCUCCUUCUGUGUCUUCUUUCGCAGACAUGGAUGCUGAGGUGUACUACAGCCCCGGUGUCCUGCUGGUCAACACCUCCUCCAUCACAGCCAUCUUUGAUGGGACCAUCUCCAUCUCCGUCUCAGCCAACUCUGGGAUGCUCAAUGCGGUAUGCAGCCUGCUGGAGCAGUACCAUAAUGGCACCAGAGGCCUGCUGGGUGUAUGGAACCAUAACCCAGCAGAUGACUUCCAGAUGCCAAAUGGAACUAACAUUCCUGUAAACAGCAGUGAGGAAGAUAUCUUCAGCUAUGGGAUGACCUGGGCUGUUGGAGAGCACAGCCUGUUUGCCCAGCCCCUGGCUGCACCAGUAACAGCCUUCAACCCCAUCUUCUUGUCUCAGCUGCGACAGGAGAACAAAACCCAAUAUCAGCUGGCAGCCUCGCAGUGCCACGGCUGCAGGGAGUGCAUCUAUGACAUGCUGAGCACAGGGGAUGUGGCCCUGGGCUUGGCCACCCAGAGCCUGGUGGAGGACUAUCAGAAGAGAAAGGCAGCACUUGGUAAGUGGGGUGUGGGGAACUGGAAGAGCCCUGCUCCCUCCCUGGGGCUAUAUGAGGCAAGAGAGAUGCCACCAAAUGCCACCAAAGUCUUGAAUUGCAUGGCACAGCUGGCUGGUACUCAGGCCUGGGAGAUGCCACCCAGAAGGGAUUUUGUUGGGUGGCCAUGGCUACGUCUGCCCAGGGCCACCUCAUCACUACGAGGUACAUUGACCAAGAGAUGCCAAGAACUCUUGGUGAGCACACAGGGCUGCUCUUCCCUCAGAUUCCUUCCCUCCUGUCAUCACUGGCAGCCCAUUGCUCACAGCAUUCAGGACAGAACAAGUCACCAGGCAGUACCGAGCUACGGGGCCGGGAGUACGCUUUGUCCCUCACAUCUCAUCAGAGCUCAACAUAUCGGCUGCCGCAGCAUCCAGCAGUGUGACUACAGCAGCACGACCACCAUCGCCAGCUCCUCCUUGCAGCUGGCAGCCUGCAGGUGUGACGAUGGAUACUGGGGCCCCUUCUGCCAGCAUGCACCAGACCCCUGUGCUCAGGGCUGCUUCCCUGGGGUGGGCUGUGACCCGCACACAGGCUGUGGUCCCUGCCCACCUGGGCUGACUGGCGAUGGGCAGCACUGUGCAGAUAUCGAUGAGUGUGUGCAGAAAACAGCGUGCCAGGGGAACCUCACCUGCACCAACACUGUGGGCAGCUAUACCUGCUCCUGCCCUGCCGAUGCAGCAGGGGAAGGUCUGGGAUGUGGCACUGCCUGCAGGUCCCACUCCUGCCCUGAGGGAUUCUGCAGCAACGGGGGACGCUGCCACCUGCACCCCCCUUCCUGUACACCCACCUGUGAGUGUCCCCCAGCAUUUACCGACCGGCACUGCGUGGUGGCAGGAGGGGACUUUCCGCCCUUGGCCAGCGCAGAUCUGCCCCAGAGGAGCGUGCUGCUGUGGGUCAGGGCAACGCAAAGUGCCACAGCUGAGGAAGUCAAUGCCACUGUCUCAGCCAUCCUGGGCUCUCUGGAGGUGAAGGCAUUUUGGAGCAACACCAACAUCACCUGCAUGACAGCUGACGGCCUCACCUUUGCUGUGGUGGCCAAAUUUACCUACAACAGCAGCAGCUUUGUCAUCCAGUUCCUGAAUGAGGAGCUGACAGUAGCCGUCACCAAUGCUUUCAACGGGCAGAGGGCACGGCGGGAGUUGGCACACUUUGCACACUUACACCUGGACAACAUCACGGACCUGGUGAAAUUAUCAGUGCCUGAGCUGCAGCAUUACUUCUCCUGCUCGCUAUAUGGCUAUGAGGGUUACCAGCUCGACUAUGUGGGGACAAGCGGACUGAUCUGCAUCUCCCCCUGCAAGAAGGGCUACUGCCAGCACGGCGGCCACUGCCAACACCUGCCUGAGGGUCCCACGUGCAGCUGCGUGCCCUUCUCCAUCUUCUCCCCGGGCGGUGCUCACUGUGAGCAGCUCGCUGUCAGCCUCGCUGCUUUCAUCAGCAUCAUGGUGGGGGCCCUGGCACUGCUCUGCCUCCUGCUCUCCACUGCCUGUCUGGCUGCACAGCUCUGCCGUCGGCAUCGGGAGCCCCGGAGGACCAAGGGGACCUUCUGGAGAGAGCGGCCGUUCACCUCUCUGAUGAAGGCAGAAGAGGGGGCAGAGGCCUCAGGAAGGCUCUGGGAACCACAGCUCCAGGCCAUCGAUCCAUCCAUCCAGAUGCGGUUCAAGAGACCCCACAUCCUGCCUCCAUGCCAAGGCACUGUGCAGCCCUAACAUGCUCUGCUCCCAGCAGUGGGGCAGUGAGGUAGGGCUCCGGGCAUAGGAAGGGGAUGAAACAUACAGGGCUGUGGGACAUGGCUGUGCCACGAGGACAUGGGUCACCAAACAAUGGGAUCUUCUGCAGAGGACCUGAAGAAGUGAUUGGAGUCAUCCAUAGGAGUGUCUAUCACGGAGUGUGCCCCAGCAUGGUGCAACCAGACCCAGCAAUCACACUGCAUUAUGAACAAAUCAGAAUAAAAAUGAGAUGAGGGCAUUGUGC
Lagopus muta (rock ptarmigan) is the source of this 13521-nucleotide messenger RNA. RefSeq names its product mucin 4, cell surface associated (gene MUC4). Gene Ontology annotation, molecular function: calcium ion binding. The transcript is spliced from 26 exons. Gene Ontology annotation, biological process: cell-matrix adhesion. The record is from RefSeq and is a predicted model, not a curated record. Lineage: Eukaryota; Metazoa; Chordata; Aves; Galliformes; Phasianidae. Bases 126 to 13256 code for a protein of 4376 amino acids.